Molecule: messenger RNA, 1201 nt
Organism: Cynara cardunculus var. scolymus (artichoke)
Lineage: Eukaryota; Viridiplantae; Streptophyta; Magnoliopsida; Asterales; Asteraceae
Product: nuclear speckle splicing regulatory protein 1-like
Exons: 5
Coding region: 126-1025 (299 amino acids)
Biological process (GO): regulation of alternative mRNA splicing, via spliceosome
Source: RefSeq, a predicted model, not a curated record
GCACCGACUCGAUUUCCCUCCCAUCACCGGCGGUCCGUUAUUCGAAUUCCGCGGCCACUUCUCCGGCGACCCUAAUAUUCUCGUGGGGCUAUCGAACGUGCAUAGCAAAAGGCUUACAACGUGAAAUGAAAUACGGAUUAAAUCUAAGAGUCCAGUCCUCCCAACAAAAAAAGCAACCCACCAGACCUCCUCGCCCUGUGGCACCUGGUUUUGGUGACGACGAUGAAGAUGAUAUUGAGAGAGAAAUUUCUCGACAAGCCAGCAAGAACAAGGCUCUCAAGGAUGUAGAGGAGCAACAUAAGAAAGCCUUAGAGGAGGAUCCAUCUGUAUUCGAUUAUGAUGGUGUAUACGAUGAAAUGAAGGAGAAGGCAGUUCGUCCUGUUGCACAAGAUCGACAGGAGAGAAAGCCAAGGUAUAUUCAAGCAUUGAUGGACAAAGCGAAAGUGCGUGAACGAGAACAUGAGAUAAUAUACGAGAGAAAACUUGCCAAAGAGAGGACCAAAGAAGACCACCUUUUUGCAGACAAGGACAAGUUCGUUACCAGUGCCUACAAAAAGAAACUUGCAGAGCAGGCAAAAUGGUUGGAGGAAGACCGAUUGCGUCAACUUCGGGAAGAUAAAGAAGAUAUAACCAAGAAGGGUGAUAUGACUGAAUUCUACUUCAAUCUGUCAAAAAACGUCGCCUUUGGAGCAGAAGACGGCAAGGCAACGAAGCCCACCAAGCAAACAGAGGAAUCAGAGAUUCGCAAAUCAGAUGAAAGUCUCCCGUCAAAAGUGAACUCGAGAGAAGAAAACCAGGGUGAACCAUCUGCUGCUGGGUCCAAGGAAAGAUCUGAAUCGGUUGAACCAAAACCCGUUCUGGAUUCUCGUAAGCAAGAAGUCUUGAAUGAUUCCCAAAAGCAAGAAUCUGAAACCGAAGGCGUGACAGCUCAACCGCCAACCGAUCAUCAUAAAAGGAACCAGGAUGCUUUGGCUGCUGCAAAAGAGCGGUUUCUUGCACGAAAGAAAACAAAGGUAAAUGUGUAGGUUCGACGACGAAUGUUAUAGAAUUCUGGAAAGGGGAAAUAUGAUCUUGUGGUGUUAAGAUUUCUGGAUUGGUGUCAUGCUCAUAUCUAUAUAUGGUUUUGGGUAGUGGAGUUUAUUCAUCUGUGUACUUGUGCUUGGUUCUCUAUCUAUUAAUCUUGGCCCGAUGAAUUUUUGUG